GAACGCCGUUCCCUUCGAACGUGUGUUGUCCUCGCGGACCGUGCGCUCGUCCUCGGCGGCGCGAAUGACAUUCCGUUGGUGCUCGGCGAUUUCCAGAGGUACACUCGGAACGAGAGGGAGAGGAUGAGACGAUGACGUGACCGCGUGAUCGUGAUCCUAAGCCGCUCCACAGAGGUUCCUCUGAAAGAGAAACGAAUCCGAAGGGGAUCGAUCGAGUCUUCGAAGAGCACGCAGAGCUACACGCACAUGUUCGGUGCGGAUGACUGGUGACGACCCGACACGCGCGCCGAAAACAGUGCCUCGCGGCCUUCUCGAGCGGAUGAUCGGCGACGUUGACUGAUCUUGUGAUCGAUGAUCGAGAGACUCCGAUCGGUAUCGGCGUUCAGAAUUAUGUACGUGACGUUCUGAACGGACGGACGUGCCGAAUGGUGAUCGGGAAACGGGACGAGACUGUAGAUCGCUCUAUUUACUCCGAUUUUACUCUGGGACAAUACUUAUCGUAAUGAGUUGCGAGCGCGUGUGUGAUUUUCCGCAGUCUAGUCAGAGGUACGCGCGGUUUAAUCGCAGUUUAUAUAAUAUUUAAGAUUUUAUGUUAGCACCAAAAUAGAACUUAGAGCAGAUAGUAGUGAUCGUAGGUGUUUAAGGCGUUACGGUAUAAGUAAAAUGGUCAUCUACGCGUUAAUUGUUAGCAUACAGUAAUUAUAGAAAUUAAGAACUCAGUAACUGUAAAAAAAAUCUACGUAAAAAAAUAAGCGGACAUUACAAGCACGUCUCAAUACGUCUGUGAUUUUGAACGUAAAUAAGUUUGAUCGCACGCAAUUAUAAAUAUUUAUCGUAGACACGGGUGUCCGUAGUGACAAGGAAAGCUUACAUUCGGCUUAGAGGCCUAUUAACAUUUUUCUGAUUCAUUCGAUUUUUAAUUGAUAAGUGCCGGAGCUAAAAUUGACGCCAUGAGUUUGUGAGAAUUCGAUUGUAACGCGAUAUGUCACGAAUGGCGGCGACUUCCGAGGCCCAGGAGAAUUAUUGAGGCCCCAGGAGGGAAUGGAUUUUCAGAGCGCAAUGGACACCUUUGUAGAGGCAUGGAUGGCUGCUAACACGAAGACGGAUCAAGUACAGAGCCAAGCGUUGGCAUUAACGCACAAGGCCUCGCCACCAUCGAGACCGAGCAGCGUGUCCUCGUUACCGAGGAGCCCUCAGUCCCAUCAGUCCCAGCAGUCUCAGCCGCAGAACGCGUCUCAACACCCGCCGGUGCAUCCGCUGCAAUCGCAGACACCUCUCAGCGCACCCCAGACACCGUUUACCGCGCACAACCAGCAUCCGAAGCAAGAAAUCAACGCCAGCCCCAAGCAGGAGGGCUUCGAUCUCAGCAAAUCCGCCUCCAGCACAGCGAAAAAUCUGCCGGUGCAUUGUGUGGUGGAGACGAUUCACAAUAUCGUGGAAAGCCAUGUAAGCAACAGCCGUGAAAAAUGGCGAAGUCCCCAAGUGGAAACGGACUCUUACGUUAUUAUUCCGAUAGCCAUGCCCUUUCAGGAUUUGGUGGGCGAGGCGCUUGUUCGUCUGGGAUAUUCCAGUGAUCUGAUACCAAGUGCCAGAGGAAGCAUUGUCAUACGUAACUGGAAGCCUCUGCCAAUGGAGAAAGUCGCUGACGGACCGUUGCUAACAGUAGGAGACAUUCUGGCCGAAUUGACAUCGGUGGCGACCCUGAAGAUUCAGGUGUAUAGAUCCAGACCGCCACCUCCCAGUCCGGCGGCUGAAGUUAGAAAUAAAUUGUUGAGGUUGCUACUGUUGCACAGCCAUACACUUCUCGUCUCCGCCGGAUGUCCUUUGGAUGAGAUGACUCUCCUAUCCCUCUGCCGAGGUGGUAAUGACCUGUCGGAAGAGACAAAGAGAAAUUUCGAAACGUGGCUGCAGCAGCAGCAGAUAGGCCUCGGUAUGAACGCAAUAGCACCUACUUCUAACCAUCACACGCAAAGUCCGCAACCCGACAGCGGUGGCACGAUCGCCCCGGGCGGCGGCCCGAUCGGACCGCCGCAUCCGGCGCUUCUUCAGUAUUCGCACAAGACCAGGAUGAGGACCAGCUUCGACUCGGAGCUCGAAUUGCCGCGACUGCAGCGUUGGUUCGCCGAGAACCAGCAUCCGUCGCGCGAACAGAUACAGCACUACGUCGCGGAAUUGAAUUCCCUGGAGUCGCGCCGCGGGAGGAAACCGCUGGACGCGAACAACGUCGUGUACUGGUUCAAGAAUGCCAGGGCGGCUCAGAAGAGAGCCAGCAUGAACGGCUGCAGUCCUCCCGGGCUCAGCCCGAGGGGCGCCAGCAUCGUCAGCGAAGACUGCACGGACGAAGAGGAGGACACUAGGCAUCAGUCGACAUCGGGGUCACCCUGCCCACCGAGCAGUCCACCUGUCGGUCCCCUGUCCUUGACCACGAGACCCGAGGAUCAGCAGCAGCAGCCGCCGACGUCGACUCCGUCCUCGGUAAAGCAGGAGGACGCAAGAGUUUCCUCCGGUUCCGAGGACGACGAGACCAGACACACAGGCCCUAUCCCGCCCGGAUUUUCCCUGGUGCCCAGUCCCAUGUUCGGCCACGGUAUAAUGUACAUGUCGCAUUAUCUGCCGCCGCGCGGACCGGCCGGCUGUCCCACCAGCAUGCUGGCCGACGAGAGAAGGAAGAGGAACCGGACGUUCAUCGAUCCCGUGACGGAAGUGCCGAGAUUAGAGUAUUGGUUUAAGCGGAGUACUCAUCCAAGCCACGCGCUCAUUCUGUCGUACACGGAGGAGCUGAACAAGAUGCCGUAUCGCCAGAAGUUUCCGCGUCUGGAGCCGAAGAACGUGCAAUUCUGGUUCAAGAACCGCAGGGCCAAGAAUAAGCGGCUGAAGAUGGCUCUGUUCGAGGGCGAGUCGCCGCAACAGCAUCCAUAUCACGCCGACUAGUUUAAUUUCUUUAAAUAACGUUGACUAGGGACAGAGAUGCGCGAGUGAGCCUUCGCGGCAUGAGAAAUAAAGGAAAAUCGUUAACCGACUUGUUACUCCUUACUAUCGUUGAUACGCGGCUUUAAACGCUUACUUGGCCGCACAUUCAUUGUAAUUAUCACGUAACAAUUAAUAUAAUUAUUAUGGACUUUCAUGAGUGUAAAUACGAGAUGAUGUCGAAUAAAAAGUAUACGUCACGACAAAAUAAUGUGUAUUACGCAUCUGCCCUUUUUGCGCCAAGUACAAAUUGGCAGAAUGUUUCAAUAUAAAGAUGAUGAUAUUUCCAGAUGAUUAAUAUUAAUUUAUGUAUUGAUUAUACCUCAAUAUAAAGGCAAUACCUGAAAGAAUGGAAAUAAAUAUGGAUCGUCUAUGAACCUAUAAA
Monomorium pharaonis (pharaoh ant) is the source of this 3352-nucleotide messenger RNA. RefSeq lists its product as uncharacterized. Lineage: Eukaryota; Metazoa; Arthropoda; Insecta; Hymenoptera; Formicidae. Gene Ontology annotation, biological process: chromatin remodeling; regulation of transcription by RNA polymerase II. The record is from RefSeq and is a predicted model, not a curated record. Bases 1042 to 2931 code for a protein of 629 amino acids. Gene Ontology annotation, molecular function: DNA-binding transcription factor activity, RNA polymerase II-specific; RNA polymerase II cis-regulatory region sequence-specific DNA binding. The transcript is spliced from 7 exons.